CUAUUUCCCCCCUUCCUUUACUCCACCAUAGUUUGGCUGGCUUCCAUCGCAGUGCCAUAUGACCAAUCCCACUCUGCAUUGGCCGGUGGGAUCAUGCCUAAACAUUAUUGCUUCUCUAAAGGCGGCGGCGUGUGAUUAUAAGAGGUCUGUAGUCGCUGGAAAACAACCGGAGAAUUCAAAUUAUUUUGUGGAGUCGUUGUGAUCUGAACAGCAAACAAAAAGUCCGUUUUUUUCUGCGCCUCCGCCUGUCUUCUUCCCCAAAUUGCUACUGUGAACGCACUCGCACAAAGUGGUGUAUUUAUAUAGAAGAAUACAGUAGUUGAUCACAUCUAGAACAGCUGCAGAGCUCUCUCCCUUGAUUAUUCCGAGGAAGAGACAGUAGUUUCUUAAUAGUAUUGCCCUGUCUGUGCAUAUGGUCAAACACUUUCUAAAUUGGAUUCUUGAGCUGGUUCUAAUUAAUGGUAUCUUGGGACUAUAGGGGUUUAUCUGUAGGCUCGAGUUUAGAUUCUCCAGAUCCUCAUUGGUCGAAGUGGAGAGAGAAUCUCCAGUCAAAUAACUUGGCAGAUCAGGUCUCCACUCCAGUUAGAAGAGAACUAGCUAGCAGAUUAUCUUUUGCCAUGAAGGCUCAUAGUAAAAGUGAUGAUGAUUUGGAAAGUGGCAAGUUGGAGAAAGACAGAGAAAGAUCACUACAGAAUAAGGCCUUACUAUCCGGGCUAUCAUAUUGUAUUUCUUCAUGCAGCAUGAUAUUGAUUAAUAAGUAUGUUUUGUCCAGCUAUGACUUUAAUGCAGGGAUAUCAUUGAUGGUCUACCAGAAUUUUGUCUCAGUGGUGUUAGUUUCUAUUUUGAACUUCGUUGGCAUAAUAUCCACAGAGCCGCUGACAUGGAAGCUAAUUAAAGUCUGGCUACCUGUUAAUUUUAUCUUUGUUGGGAUGCUUAUCACAAGUAUGUUUAGUCUGAAAUACAUUAAUGUUGCCAUGGUCACCGUCCUGAAGAAUGUUACUAAUGUGAUUACUGCUGUUGGUGAAAUGUAUCUUUUUAAGAAACACCAUGAUAGCAGAGUUUGGGCUGCUCUUUUCUUAAUGGUAAUUUCAGCAAUCUCUGGAGGAAUUACUGAUCUUUCUUUUAAUGUCAUUGGCUAUACAUGGCAGAUUAUUAAUUGUUUCUUGACGGCAUCAUACUCUUUAACUCUGCGUAGGAUCAUGGAUACCGCCAAGCAAGUCACAAAAUCGGGAAACCUUGAUGAGUUCUCAAUGGUCCUGCUGAAUAACACGCUAUCACUGCCGUUAGGCAUUGUGCUCGUCUUUUUGUUCAAUGAAGUGGAUUAUCUUGCUACUACACCACUCUUACAGUUACCCAUGUUUUGGCUGGUGAUAACUUUAAGUGGAUUUUUGGGCUUAGCAAUUAGCUUUACGUCUAUGUGGUUUCUUCACCAAACAGGUGCUACUACAUACAGCCUCGUGGGAUCGCUAAACAAGAUACCAUUAUCUGUGACCGGCAUCCUUCUAUUCAAAGUACCCACAAGCCUGGAGAACGCAACUAGUAUUUUCUUUGGCCUCUUGGCAGGAGUGUUUUUUGCCAGGGCAAAGAUGCGGGAACGAUAGUUGAAGAUAUCAAGUUAUGUAGAUCUUGAGUGUAGAAUAUUUGGACCGGUCAGUUAUGUGCAGUCUAAGCUCGUUUACUUCAUUGUAGUCGGGUCACAAGCCGAGCUUCACUUAAAGCACAUCUUUGGCAGUAGCCUGUGGGCUUUCCCGUAAAUUUAAGAGUGUAUAAUAUUUAUGUAACAACAUUAUCACUUUAAAAUGCAAGUGAUGACUACAAAAAACAAAAACAAAAAAGAAAUUAAAGAAGAAAAGAUUAAAUAAAUCUCACACUCCAGGGGCUCA
This is a messenger RNA of Ipomoea nil (Japanese morning glory), 1883 nucleotides long. RefSeq names its product GDP-mannose transporter GONST1. The transcript has 12 exons. The coding region runs from base 459 to 1601 and encodes 380 amino acids. Lineage: Eukaryota; Viridiplantae; Streptophyta; Magnoliopsida; Solanales; Convolvulaceae. The record is from RefSeq and is a predicted model, not a curated record. Gene Ontology annotation, cellular component: Golgi apparatus. Gene Ontology annotation, molecular function: antiporter activity; GDP-mannose transmembrane transporter activity.